Helobdella robusta is the source of this 1533-nucleotide messenger RNA. RefSeq lists its product as hypothetical. NCBI's taxonomy places the organism in Eukaryota, Metazoa, Annelida, Clitellata, Rhynchobdellida, Glossiphoniidae. Bases 1 to 1533 code for a protein of 510 amino acids. The transcript is spliced from 10 exons. Gene Ontology annotation, molecular function: large conductance calcium-activated potassium channel activity. Gene Ontology annotation, cellular component: postsynaptic membrane. The record is from RefSeq and is a predicted model, not a curated record.
AUGGCAAGAGACAUGACAGCAGAUGGCCUCACGGCAGGUUUAAAAGCUGAUGUUCAAAUCGACAUUCAAAGCAUUCCAUCAGUCAGGUUCUUGGACGAAAACAAUGUGGCCAUUCCAGAGGGGGUAUCCAGCGAAGCAUUAGUGAAAUCAUCCACUAACAGCCUGCCUUCCUUCCUCCCUAACCCUAAGGGGUUAGCACCGUCAGCAGCCUCAUCUCAGUUGACUCCAUCUUCGUCGUCGUCGUCAUCGCAGCCGUCUACAUCGAUGGAUGGAGAAUCUCCACCAGUUUCGAAUGAUGUUGAACAGUUUGAUGUCACGGGAUAUUUUUUCUGGUGUCCAGCAAGAAGCAUCGAUGAAUGUUUGCUGAGCUCAGCUGAAAAUGAGGACGUGUUGAAAACUUUGAAGGACCACAUCAUAUUGUGCUGGUCUCAUCAGUCUCAGGGUUCGCUUCGUAGCUUCAUCCUUCCCUUGAGGUCAAGUUCUUUGACGAGCUCAGAACUGCAUACGUUAGUGAUUGUAACAGAAUCGGCAGAUUUCUUAGAACAAGAGUGGCACUCGAUUUGCAACUUUCCAAAGUUGUACGUCAAAAUUGGCUCUCCGCUUUGUAGAGGCGUUUUAAGAAGUAUCAACAUCGAGAAGUGCCACAUGUGUGUCGUACACUCGGUUCAGACAAGCACAGCCAGCUCCAUUUUUGCCGAUGUUUCAUCAGUGGAAGACAAUAACUUUUCAGCAUUUCAGGAUGACAGCAAGGCUCUGCUGAUAACGUUGAACAUAAAGAACAUGUCGUACAGAGAUAUUUUCAACAAAUACACUAGUGUCACGUUUGACAUGUUCAAUGCCAUGCUCGAUGAAGGAUACAAAUCCGACUCAAUUUUGAAUUCAGAAAGGGAAAAUGCAUUGGAUGCUGGCUCGUCAACAUCCAUACCUUUGCUUACAGAACUAACAAAUGACGAGAACGUGCAGUUCAUAGACCAGGACGAUGACGACGACCCAGACACUCCAUUCCACCUCACUCAACCAUUUGCAUGUGGGAGAGCAUUUGCAGCCAGGAUGAUCUUCAACCCGGAGACCUACGACCUGAUACGUUUGUUCGUGACCGGCACAGACACCGAGGAACAUGAUCAUCUGAUGGCUGAAGGAUUCACUGAACAGAGUUGCCAGAUGUCUGCCGAACAACUGAAGACCAUUAGAAAUCGAUCUCGAUUGAGCUUGCUGCCCGUUGACCGCGGGAUCUUGAGGAAUUAUCUUCAGGAGACGUUCGAAUACAUGUUCACAAACUCCCUCUUCAACCACGGCAUCCUCUGCAUCGGUAUAUACCGACUGAUCAGCAUUACCGACCCGAACAAUCGGUUCAUCAUUGCCAACCCACCCCCAGACAUGCAGCUCAAAAAUUUAUUGUCUGUGCCCUCAUGCAGUCUGCGCAUAGAAUGCGUUCAGAGAAGAACUGAACCAACGACCAACAUAUCUAUUGAUACAUUGUACAUUUGUCUGGCGUUGCACGCUCUUGACUACUUGCUACAGAACAUGUGCUGA